UAUAACCAUAAAAUAUGCGCAAGAGUUUGCCCAAUAGUUGGCUUAUGACCGGUAAGGAGCGUAAGACGCUCCUUAUGCACAGAAAAAUGGAAAUUCAGGAAAAAUAAAAACAGAAUGAGAUCAGUGGAAAUUGACCAAGAAAUUGAAGAGGAAAUUAAGCAAAUUGAAGCACUCAAGACUUUGGUUAUGACCCGAAGGUUUAGUUACAUGCAAUUACUCAAAUCAAACCAUAUAGAGAAAGCUAAAUAAAUUGGGUAACAAGAAGAGCAAGAAUAAGCCGAAAUUCCUGGUCCCAAUCACUUCUCGUCUAGCUCUCCCUGAGAUUGGAAAUAAUUCCAAGACCGCCAGGAUUAUCAGCCAACCAAAAACUAAGAAGCAAGAAGACCUUGUCGAAUGUUAUAAAAGACUUAAAUAUCUUGAAAAGUUCGACAAAAAAGAGCUAGAUGCUUCCUUCCUCAUUGAAAAAGGUGAUGCUGUGCAGGAGGAAUACAAGAUACAAAAUGAGGGAGCAAAAGUCCUGCGUAGGAAGAGAUAUCAGUCAAGGAAGAACCUCCACAGGCUGAAUAAGUUCUCCAAGAAUGAGCUGUAG
Messenger RNA from Moneuplotes crassus, 589 nucleotides. NCBI's taxonomy places the organism in Eukaryota, Ciliophora, Spirotrichea, Euplotida, Euplotidae. The record is from the annotation of a GenBank genome assembly.